AUGUCCGAGGUAAACAAGUGUGAGUAGCCUCCCCUUGUAUUUCAAAUCCAGUUCUAAAAAUGGAUCACUCAAGUACUGGACAUCCUAGCAGAGCCCAUGUCCUGUUCACCCAGAGCAGCGACAGACAAGUGCCAGACCACGCUCAAGGCUGGUCAGUUUCCAGCACAUCAGGCAGACGUGAGCAACUGGAGGUCAAUCAGAACCCUCACCCCGGCCUGGAUUACUUCGACAAUAAGAGAUACGUGUCCUCCACCUUAUCUGACGACGUAUUUUUUCCUCUUUCCAACAGUAGCUGCGCCCCUGCUAGUUCUAGCAGUUAUUUUAACGGAACUCCGUCUCCUGUAGAGUUUCCAGGUUCGCGAAUAUGUAACGGAAAUUAUUUUAAUCCUGCUAUAUCACAUAAUAACCAAACGCCACGGCAGAAUGAAAUUAUUAUACAGAGAUCCACAUAUACAGAUCCUGCUUUGACGGAUAAUUAUUCGGAAUAUCCGAAUUCUAAUUUAAAUAUUGGCAAUGUUACUGGACAUAAACAGCCUGUCCAUUCUUUCAGAGAUUUUCCUCAUGGAAAAUUUGGAAAUCUUGUCGCCCUGCAGGAAAAUCCAUACCCAAUUCCUCCAGUACUCCACUGCCCCAUCAUGAUGUUGAAACCCACGACUGAUAUUUACCCGACAGAGUUCGCGCCUCAACCAAAACCUCCAGACGACAAAGGCCCAGGUCAUCAAAGAAUUGCAGGAAACCUGAGCCAGACUAAAAAUGGCGUCAGCGCUGGACAUGUAGUACAAAGCCCCGGGCUGGUUCAUGGAAGAGACAUGUACAGGCACCCCACGGCCAAUAUCAGACAAAAGGAAAAGACGGAGCUCAAGAGUUUCCUCCUGCCUGGGUACAUUGUUCAGGUGUGUGGGCCCCCCAUGGCCGGCAAGUCAACUACAGUCAGGCAGGCAAUUGAAGAAAAAAUUCAUGAACUCUCCACCCAGUCUGAAGAAAACAGUGGCCCCCUCAUUCAACACCAUUUUUCUUGCAAAAGACUUUUCUCCUUCCAGAACCUGUUAACUGAUAUGGUUCUAAAAUUGACCAAAUCCUCCAUCAACAUUGAUUCCGUUGACGAAGACUGUGUUCUCACACUGGUGCGCCACACCCUGGAACAGUUUAAGGACAUGACCCACGUUAUUGUUUUUCACAAAUGUGAGAGCUUCAAAACAAACCAGCAGGAUCAUCUCUUCAUAGAUUUCAUCUCCAGGUUGAUCAAAUUUUUAUCCAUGUCUUUGAAAGUGACUAUAAUUUUCACAACAUACAAACAAUACCCUAAUCAUGGCCCUAACAUGAAAAAGGUUGAGAUUGGAUUACUUUCUGAUAUUUGGGAUGUUAUCUCAAUUUUACAGUUUUACGCUCCGAAGGUUGAAGUACUCAACUACGCAGAUGUCUGUUUAAGGACUCUAUGUCUUCCUGGAGCUGUUAGGCUUCUUGCUGAAGAGUUCAUAGCCAAUGAGGAAUUUAGAAUUCCUGCAGAGAUACUCUCUAAAAGAAUAGAUAAAGAUGUUCGGUUUUUGUCGCAGAUAUUUAGCGGUCGAUUGGAUGAGGUGACAGAGUGGAUACCAGAGCAAACCCUUUUAUCCAUUGUUCAUUUCUGCCAUUCUAUUGACAGCUCUUUUACUGAAGGUCAUCUGGAGCAUGUGACCACAGACCGCGACUCUCUAGACUGGACCAGGUUAAUCCAUGAGCUCAAGCGUAACUACGUCGUCCGUUCCCUUCCGGUGGUAGAUCGCCUGGUCAUUCAUCCGUUGGUGGUGUUCUAUUACAUGACCUCUGUCAAACAGGGCAAGCUGGCCCUAAGAGGUCACUGGUAUGACCAUUCUUGCAACAAAUACACCAACUUUUUGUGCCGAGUCCUUAUGAGUACUGAGUCCAAUAUGCGAAUUCAAGGCAGAAAAGGCCUAGUGUACGGGGGCCUGAUUCAGGAAUGGCCUAAUGUCAGAUACCUGAUUGAGCAAGCGCUACACUGCAACAGAAAUACUUAUGAGUCAUUUUUAAAAGUGGCAGUAACAGCCAAUGGUAUCAUCAUGAAGUGUUUCAUGAAAGAGGCUAAAGAUUUCUACCUUGGACUCUACAACAGUGCGUUGGAGUUUGGCACACCAAGGGACUGUGCUGUACUGGAAGCAUUUUUAGGCAAUGCUAUCAGUUCAGCAUCAGGUACAUCAAAAGCUGUACCUCAUGGGACAGAAGAAUCAGAUUGCAGUUAUGAAUGGUACCAGGCCAACCGUCACCUGACGUCUGCCAUAGAGAAACUGACACCAGAAGGCCCAUCCUACCAGUUGCUGUAUGCUGUAGACAGACGAGCCAUUUUGUUGCAUAGACAAGGAAGAUACCAGGAAUCUCUCGAAGACUUCCGCUAUGGCAGAGAAAUAGCUAAGAAGUUAAAUAAAAGAGCUUUAGGUGAAACAUACGCUGUGUCAGAUCUGCAAGUAGAGGAGGAAAUAAUAACACAAGAAAUCCACGAAACUAUCCCAAACAUUUUUAUUGGCAAAAAUAAAAUAGCAAGAGCAAAACUAAACAAACUUUUGGAGUUCAUCAACUAUCGAUGUGAGAACCACCCUGAAUUGUCCACCUUACUCAACCUAAUAGGCCUAACAGAGCAAAGAGGAAAUAAUGACUUAAACAGUGCCAUCAAAUGGUACAAGUUGUCAUACAAUGAGAGAAUGUAUUUGGCCAGGAUCUGCCCUGAGAAUCUGCUUGUCCCUCUAAAUAACAUUGCCAUGAUUUUACACAAACAAGGGAAAUUAGAAGAAUGUUUGAAGUACCUGAACCAAGCCCUGGACAUCCGCAGAGAGUGUGGCUGGACACACUACUACACUGCCUUAACUCUGUGCCACUUGAGUGAGGUCAACUUGCAGUGCAACAAUAUCUGUGCAGCUUUUGAGAAUGUAUUAGAAGCCGAACGUAUUUUAGAAAAAACUGCCCAGGACCACGACCUGAGGCUUAAAGUGAUGUUAAUGCUGGCUCACGUGCGGGCUGUCUUACGGCAGAAAAUGGAGCCAGCAAGAGACGAGCUGAGGUUCACUGGCUUCGGUGAAGAUGUCCCCGACCUCUCAGGCACCCCUCUGCCUCAGGGAAGCGAACACAUGUUCCAGGGGUCUUCUUUUGAAGCUUCAAGCGAAGCUGUUCACAAAAGUCCUCACGCGUCAAGCCAGAACAUGCCAAAUUUUAAUGAACUGUUUAGCAUGCCCCAAGCCGCAGAAGAAGAAUUAGAAUCACUGUUGCCAUCUUUGUUUAGAAAUAGCGUAGAGAGCCAUGAUUCGCAGACUGUGCCAAAGGAAAUAGUCCCUGAAAGUCCUUUUGUUCUGACAGGAAAUCUUGAGCUUGUAGAUUUGAAUAAGUCUAGCAUUGACCAUCUGGAGCAUAUUUUAGACUUCAAUUCCAGGAUGAAAGGAACAUUAAGUGACGACGGGCACAGCAAUCUUCUCGCUACACACGAACAUGCUUUACUUCUUUAUUGGAACGACAUGGAAAAAAUAAAAUUUCAUAGGGAUGCAUACCUCAAGUAUGUUGAAGAGAAUCCGUGGAUAACUGAGACUGUUUUUAGCAGUGGAUCUAAGGAUUUUAACUGUAACACUGUCAGAAAACACAGGGAUUUGUAUUAUUAUAUUCUGCGCACACGUGAAGAAGAGCUAGAUCUGAAAAUGUUUGUCUCCCUUGUUGUCAAGUCGUGCUUGGUGUGUCAGUAUGCACCCGAAGUGUAUUCUGAAAACUUUUGGACCAGAGAGGUGCAGCAUUGCAUCAACAAAAGAGAGGACAGGAAAAAAUUAUUUCAGGAAUUUCAUGGCAUGGAUUCUAUAACUGAACGGCAAGCUGGUGAAAAUGAAGUGAUUCAUAAUGCUGCAUUUAACUUUGAAUCCAGAAGCUGUAUUGAUGAUACACUUAAGGCAUCAGCAUCUACCAUGUUGAAACUCCGACCCGGCACGCCAUGCUCAGAUGGUUUGCAUAUGGCUGGCGCCACUUCAGAAAUACACACAAUCCCAGAAUUAACGUCAAGUAAGUCUAGCAACAACCUCUCGCAAAUUUCAUCUCCAAAAAUUAUUGAAGACCAGAAGGUUAUUUUACUGCGCAUACAGCAAGAAAACCAAUCAAGCCCCAGUGACUGGGACUCAAGCAGGUCUAACACACACAGGCACUGUUGUGCUAUGAACAUCCGCUGCACCUCACCUGAGUACAACCUGCGCUGCGACGAAUCACGCAGCACCAGCAAGAAAUUUUACACCACCUCAAAAUGCACCCACAGCGUAACAAGGGGCUGCAGGGAACCAGUUGAGCAAAGUGAGAAUGGUCUAGAACCAGUUACCUGUGAUGAAAACACCUGCUUCCCUGAAACUUUCUUCUAUGAAAAAUGUCAAUCACCAACCAACGCAGCAAAACAUAAUUUAAAAUCUCCUGGAGAAUCGGAAGAUUUUCAUAAAACAAAGCUUCUCAAAGCCUCACAAGAAGUCAAUUCCCACAGUUCUGAAAAACCUAAAUUAAAAUCUUACGAAAAAUUCAAUGUUUCCGAGUACAUAGUCAGAGAAAUGGCGCAGGCUGACCAAAUGAACAACAAUCUAGAAAAAGAAACUGGUAACGCAGAACUUCACAUUUCUGCAAUGUCUCAUUGUUUUUCUGAUACAAGCUUGCUCGUGCAUGAAGACAUUCAUCCUCAGCCUUUUGUUCCUGUGCAGCAAGCGUGUGGCCCAAGUCAAAAUAACCUCGGUGCUGAAACUCAGCUUUUCCACACCAAUCCUGUUCCACUAAAACACGCCCAGUUAACUGCCUUAAAAGCAUUGAGUUUGAAUUCUUCUCAGAGGUCUGCUUGCCCAGGUAGCAGAGCUUCAUUUUCAGAAAGUGGGUUUGAAGGCUCAUCCACCUCCAGUGAUAAUGGACUUGCCCAAGAGUGCUCCCAUGACCCAUGCAGCGGACAGAGUGCUUUAACUGCAGAGAGUGGGUACCAGUCCCAUGUAACGGCUGCAGCCCGAAUAAAAAACCAAACAGAACUAACUAACGGUAUUCCGGACAUAGCCUGCAAUGCACAACAUUUGAUGCAAAAUCAAGCCAGCAACAAAGACAACAAUCAUAACAAUUUCCGAACAAAUCUUUCUAGCACAAGAGAACCAGAUGAAAGUUCAUGGUGUGAUACUUUGAAAUCUGAUUGUCCCCCUUCUAGUGAAAGGUACCAAACGGUUAUCCACCAUGAUUCUUUAAAUCACGAACAAAGUUAUCAAUCAUGAGUUAUCAUCCUUUUUUUUUGAGGCUUUGUUGAUGAAUUAUUAAUUAUUGUGAUUACAUUUUGAAGAUUCCUAUUUCGAUAAAAUGAGGACAAAAUAAAUUAAUCAGUAUCUAUUGAUUUAGAUGUAUAUUUAUAAUUUAAGAAGGGAUGUUAAUAGUUAACAAUAAUAACAAACACAACUGACAUAGUAGCUUUUAAGCGAUGCAGUGCAUUAACACGAUUUAUUUUUUAAUUGGUGUCAGUUGUUUUAUGGUGUAAUCAAGAUUUAGCACAGCCUUCUAUUUUCACUAUUAAUUACGUUACUGCAUCAAUUGUUAAUUACUGCAUCUAUUUUGUUAACUAUGUAUGCUGCUGUUAAUCAUCAUCUUUUCUCAUUCGUGCCCAAGACACAUGGGGCAGAUGAAGUAGAGGUUAAAGUUUAUCUGUUUACCUCAGAACAAGAAGGGAUAAUGUGGUCAGCACUAUGCCCAACCACCUUUAUUUUUUUCUUAAGGUGAGUUAGGUACCCAUCAGAACAAGAUGGACUCGGGCAUGUUGUACUGACUUGAACCUAAGAUUAAAUAUUUCACCUGUACAUUAUUCUUAUCAUUAUUAAUAAAAAUUUCAUAGCUUUAACCUUAAGUAAGGAUGUGGUACUCACAGUAUGUUUAUUAAGAUCUGAUUAUACAUAAAACUGUUUGCGCUUUUUUUUGCAGUGGGAUUUUUUUACAGUAAAAAGAACAAUUAUACUUAUCUUUGCAUCUAUACUUUCUUCUUUAAAAAAUCUUAAAUGUAGACAGACAUCUAUGUAAAUAAAGAAAUUAAGUUUUC
Molecule: messenger RNA, 6055 nt
Organism: Physella acuta
Lineage: Eukaryota; Metazoa; Mollusca; Gastropoda; Physidae
Molecular function (GO): protein binding
Source: RefSeq, a predicted model, not a curated record